Messenger RNA from Vitrella brassicaformis, 3858 nucleotides. Lineage: Eukaryota; Vitrellaceae. The record is from the annotation of a GenBank genome assembly.
GCAAAAGAAUCCCCAGCGGUCUAUCAGCACGUGCGGCAUGUUUGCAUCUGCAUCAUUAGCCGCUGAGGGCCUCACAGGUGCGCAGACAUCAAAUGAGAUCUCAUGAUGCCUGCACGCCCUGACGCAGCUGACCUCCACGGUGCUUUGCUGUAUGUGGUGUGGUGUGGUAUAGAGGAGGUCACUCAUCCGCAGCGUCGUGCAAUGGACCACGACGAUCGCGAUGACCGCGGGGCUCGUCCACAGGUCAGCCAAUCAGUCAUCAUCAUGACACUCACGGUUCUCCAAUUCCCUGCUGCAUCUGUGUGGUCUUGGUGGUGUAACAGUCGGCGGCAAGUGUGGAUGAUGCCCUUGAUCAGCUUGGGAAGGAGAAGCACCGCAUCGACACACUCUACCGCACCAUACAAUCACAAGUGAGUUGAGUAAGUGAGGGUAGACCUGGCCGUGAUAGGCGCGUGAUGGCAUGUGUGUAUCGUGAUGUUUGUGUGUUGUCAGUUGGCGGCUCAGCGUGCCUCCCUGACGGCCGGCGAUGUGGGUGAGGUGCUGGGCCACAUCACGCGAGGCGGUGAUUGUCUGAAGGAGGCCGCCGAAUAUCUGAGCGGGCUGACUGACACUGACGCACAAGGCGGAGUGACAGAGGUGCGUGAAGACGAGUGGUCUCCAUCGACCACACACACGUCAAUGUGUGUGUGUGUGUUUGUGUUGUGUGUGCAUCGAUCAGGGUGACGGCAGUGGGCGUACAGCAGUGGCGGCCGUCGAGGGGCCUCACAAUGCAGCUCAUGGAGCGUCCAUGGCGGUAUGUGUGUGCAUCGAGGCCAGCGGCUUGGAAUGAGUUCCGUUUAUCAGAUGCUCGCUCUGUGUGAUUGAUCAGGUAGCAGUUGUGUCGGAUAGCAAGCGGGCCCGAUUGGAUGGUCACUCAGACCAUCCUGCUGCUGCUGCUGCAAGUGGAGGUGGGGGGCGACACAGAGCAUGGACCACACAGAUCAGACGCACUCAAUGCCCUCUCUGUUUGAUUCUUGUCAGGUGGUGUGUCGGGCGUCUCUGAGCAAGAUGAGCAAAGCCAAAACGAGCAGCACCACAACCACCAGCAGCAGGUCAGGCAGACAGCACACGGGGCCGGCCCAGGCAGCAACCAAUGAACGGCAGGCUCGUUGACGGCCUUAUGUUUUCUGUCCAUCUUUGUGUGUACGUGUGUGUCAGGUUGUGUGUGGGGCGUGUUUGUGUAGCCUUGAGGGCCCGUUGGUGUGCGAGAUGGCCUAUUUCCUCACCACCAUCGAGGCCACCGUCCUCUGUCUUCUCAACAAGGACAUUAACAGCAAGGCCGACUACACCGCCAACACGUCCACCACCACCGAGGGCAAGACCGACGACGCUCCAUUCGGCAUAUACCGCAACCUGACAAUCGCAAAGGAGGAGUGCGAGACGUGGGCGAACCUCAACCAGCCCACACGCGCACGCCUGCAGAACAAACUGGUGAGGCACAGUGUGCGGUCAUUGUGUCGCCUCACAUUCACCCGUUUGUCUGUCGAUGUGGUGUCUGUGUGGUCGUUCAGGGCAACGUCACGACGGCUCGCAUCGCGUGGCCCAUCGACGACCUCCCCCGGCGCGGGCGGUCCUCAGGCAGGAGCGGCGGGCGGCUGGUGGUCGGGUGUCUGGCGGCAUCAAAGUCGUCCCUGGAGGAAUUGCACAUCACAGGAUCGGGGCGUUACGGCAGCAACCCCGAUCGGCUGCCUGAUGUCGUGUUCCCCAAGCUGAGGCUGCUCGACACAUCAUUCGGAUGCCGCAGCUACUUCAGGUGAGAGGGAGUAGGGCUGAUGAUCGAUUUGAAAUGUCCGUCGGGACGUUCUGUCCAUCUCGCCAUCUGUCUGCUUUGCCUAUCCGUCACUCAGGGAGUCAAACUGGACCUUUCCGAGCCUCGUCGACUUGCGGGUCAGCACCACGACGGACAGAUCCCUUCCCGACGUCACCCACAUCGUGCGGUCGGCCCCCCAGCUGCGCACACUCACAACGGCCAACAACAGCUGGGACAAGAUCGACGGCAGGGGCAGCGACUGGUGUGAGUUCGCCAGUGCCCUUGGGCAGUGCCCUCACUUGACGACCAUCCGCGGGCUGGCCAUCGGGGGCAUCCGCGGGCUGCCUGAUUUGCAGAAGGCCCUCGACACCCACUGGGGCAAAGAGGAGAACCGAGGUAGGCAGGUGGGCUCAGAUGGGCAGACAGCCAGCCAGGCAAUGCACGUCCUGCGCUCCUCUUCCUGCUUUCAUGUUGCAUCCCUGCCUCCCAUCGUGUAGGUGUCAAGAAGACCAUCGAGUUCCAGUACGACAACCCCACCAUCAGCUGCACCUUCGGCGACGAAACCCGUCCCCUGCACACCUUCCUCACAUGGGCGCGACGAGUCGGCGUGUCCAUCGAGUGGCGGCACGGCGGGAACGGCACGGUGGGCUGCAUCAGGAUGGAUUGCAGCAAGGGUGCGUCGAGCUCUAUGGCCCCUCCUGCCGUGCGUGGCCCCGUGGCUGACGUGGUCAAGCAGAUGGCGUCCCAGACAGAGAUAGUAAGUCGGAUGACAGUGAGUAGCAUCCUUCCACCCAUCUAUCUAUCGUGUUGUACACGCCAUGGCUGCCUGUGUGCCUCAGGUGGACUUGUAUUUGGGCGGGAGCCGACUCCACGACUCAUGGAAGGACCUCCUCCAUUUUCCUGCCGCAGACAUGCUCUCAAUCGUGGACACCGCAGACCCGCAGGAGGUCAUCGAGAGCAUCCCCAAAUGGCUGCUGGAGGUCGAUGAGGCCGGCAACAACGUGCGCUUACCCAAGAUAGACUACCUCGAUACCUCGAUGGGGUUUGUGGGCGAUGAGGAUGCCCCGCCUGCAGAGGCCUGGCACUUGCCGGCCGCCCCCAACGCACUCACUACACUGCUAGGCAGCCUGCGGAUGGUCACCUCAGUCUGCUUCAACACGUCUAGUUUGUCCGCCGUGUGUGAGAGCCUGCCACACAUAAGCGUCGACAAACUAGAUACGUUGGAGGUCCGUGUGGGCUCGCAUCUCACUGCACUGCCUGCCCCCACCCCCCAGUACACACUGCCGUCUGUGCACCGCCUUGUCGUCUCGACAAAUAAUGACGUGGUGUGGCCUGCAAUGAGCAAGGCAGCUGCGUUGUCGUGUAUGCGUUUUGCCUCACUCACUCAUGCACACAAGGCAGAGUUUGAGUUUCACAUAGCGUCAGACCAGUUUGACUUCUACCGGGACUAUGGGGAGCUAGAGGGAGGGGCGGGAGAUGAAGAUGAGGAUGACGAUGAGGAUGCUGCAUGGGAGCGAGAGAUGGAGCUGCGCCGGGCCAUGGAGCAGCAUGGCAAGGGUUGCAUGCGCGCGUUGGCCACUGAGUGCUAUGAGGUAGUCAAGGGAGGAUACCAGCUGACUGACGUAGACGUCGGCUGUGACGUGGAAUACAGCGAGACCACGAUGCAGCUGGUGUCCUACGGCCGUUUGCAGCUGAAGGUGUUAGCCAAGGGUGCCAUAGCAGGGGGCGAGGACAGAGGGGUCAUGACCGACUAACUCGGUCCACGCUCACUGACUGACUGGCUGACUGGCUGACUGACUCACUCACUCGCUGCUGACUUCUACUACAGACUCACUCAUGUGGAUCUGUCUGGCUGUGGAUGAAAUGUCCGUGUGCAUGCAAUGUGCACUCGAGUGGAAUCUGUGCAUGCGAGGUGUGUGGUUGCUCGGCUGCAAUGAUGAAUGGACCUCUCUCGCAGUGGCGUGCGCGCACGUACUCCGUCGUUUGUUGAUGGACUGUUCAUAGGCCUGUGUGACGAUGGCCAUUGGCGGCUCCCACGCACUCACACACGUCUGAUUUAUUGUCCUACC